AAUUUCAUAAUUAAAACUUUUGAAACAGCAAUAGCAAUUUUUGCAUUGCAUAUGAACUGUCACUAUAACUUGCUUGUUCAGGUGGAGUUUGUCUCUGGCUAUCUUCUUCAGCACAAAUAUGGCAAAGUCUUAGAAAUUGGUAGGCCUGGGUAUCAUGUGACAAAACAAUAUGAUCCAGAGACAAAGCAGAGGUCUCUUCUCUUCCAGGUUGAGUAUCCUGAGAUAGAAGACAAUAUCAAACUGAGGCACCGACUUAUGUCAUCUUAUGAGCAGAGGGUGCAACCUUUCAAUAGAAGAUACCAGUGUCUUCUAUUUGCCGCAGAACCAUAUGAGAUCAUAGCCUUUCAAGGCAGCACUCCCAAGUUCUUCUCACAUUGGGAUUGUGACUUGAAAAUGUUCACGCUGCAGAUGUAUUUCAAAGUCAAACCUCAGACUGCCCCAGUAGCCAAUGUAACAGUAGCUCCUGGUGCCCCUCCUAGACCUUUAGCCCCACCGCUUCAUGCUCCACCACCACCACCUCCUCCACUACAAGGGUUGCCAAAUCCUCCUAGAGCCCCACCUCAAGUUUCUGGCUCCCUAACGCCACCUCCUCUUAUGGGAAAUGGUUCUAGGCCAAUGCCUCAUGGAAGCGUCUGCACCCUGAACUCCUGGAGGUAGAGGCACAAUGGCAAAUUUCACUGCUAGCCCUCUAACAAUUGCUCCUCAAGGUUUCCCUGGUCAACAGAUGCCACCUCCGCUACCUCCUAACAUGGGGCAGUAGGUGUCCAGUCAACCAUCUUUUCAUGGGCAUAUAUCCAUUAAGUAUCAUGCAAAGUGUCAAAGUCCAGGAGCAAAGCUUGUUGUGGUUCAGAGAUGUAAUCAAAUUGUAUGCUGGAU
Molecule: messenger RNA, 876 nt
Organism: Rubroshorea leprosula
Lineage: Eukaryota; Viridiplantae; Streptophyta; Magnoliopsida; Malvales; Dipterocarpaceae
Source: the annotation of a GenBank genome assembly